Molecule: messenger RNA, 396 nt
Organism: Colletotrichum chrysophilum
Lineage: Eukaryota; Fungi; Ascomycota; Sordariomycetes; Glomerellales; Glomerellaceae
Exons: 2
Coding region: 1-396 (131 amino acids)
Source: RefSeq, a predicted model, not a curated record
AUGCACACGAUUCUCGACCAGGUAGCUUCGAGAGUCAUCGAGGAGGAGCAGCCAGUCAGUAUCUACGUGUUGACGAAUGGCCAUUGGGACAUUCGUACCCCGAAAAGUAUCUGCAACGUUGAAAAGCGUAUUGUACGGCUCGUAAAGCACAUUGUCGACAAUAACAAGCAGUCCAACUGGGCCAUGGUUCAGUUCAUCAGCUUUUUCAGAGACCCACCUAUCGAGGCCGAUGAACAUGGGAGGGCGCGAUUGAAGUACCUGGACAACGACCUGAGAGCAGAUCUAGGACUUGAAAGAGAUAUCGUUGACACCCGAAGCUCCAAGAAAGACGUGAGAAAGAUUCUACUAGGAUCUUUAUCACCAGAGGCAGAUGAAUCGCCAUCAGAGUCGGAUUAA